This is a messenger RNA of Juglans microcarpa x Juglans regia, 1485 nucleotides long. RefSeq names its product alcohol dehydrogenase. The transcript is spliced from 11 exons. Gene Ontology annotation, cellular component: cytosol. NCBI's taxonomy places the organism in Eukaryota, Viridiplantae, Streptophyta, Magnoliopsida, Fagales, Juglandaceae. Gene Ontology annotation, molecular function: zinc ion binding; S-(hydroxymethyl)glutathione dehydrogenase [NAD(P)+] activity. The coding region runs from base 192 to 1334 and encodes 380 amino acids. The record is from RefSeq and is a predicted model, not a curated record. Gene Ontology annotation, biological process: formaldehyde catabolic process.
CAGUGACAACCUUUGAACGUGGAACUAAACUUUGCUUCUUUGGCAAAGUGGUAUUCUUAUGGUAUUCUUAGUGGGUUUCUCCUUUUCUCACAGGCACUGACUAUAUAUAUACCUCCACACCCAGUCGGAGACACAUAUCUCACAAUCAAAACAAAGCAAUCGACUGAUCAUCAUCAUCAUCCGAGGUAGCCAUGUCGAGCACAGCCGGUCAGGUUAUUAAGUGCAGAGCCGCGGUGGCAUGGGAAGCUGGUAAACCACUGGUGAUUGAAGAAGUGGAAGUGGCACCACCUCAGGCAAACGAAGUCCGAGUGAAGAUCCUUUUCACCUCCCUUUGCCACACUGAUGUUUACUUCUGGGAAGCGAAGGGGCAGACACCUCUGUUUCCUCGCAUAUUUGGUCAUGAAGCUGGAGGAAUUGUGGAGAGUAUAGGCGAGGGUGUAACUGAUCUCAAACCAGGAGACCAUGUUCUCCCUGUAUUCACUGGGGAGUGCAAGGAAUGUCGCCAUUGUAAGUCAGAGGAGAGUAAUAUGUGUGACCUCCUUAGGAUUAACACCGACAGGGGUGUUAUGCUUAGCGACGGCAAGACGAGAUUCUCCAAAAAUGGACAGCCAAUUUACCAUUUUGUUGGCACCUCUACAUUUAGCGAAUACACUGUUGUCCAUGUUGGCUGCCUUGCCAAGAUCAACCCUGCAGCCCCACUAGACAAAGUUUGUGUUCUUAGUUGCGGAAUAUCCACAGGUCUUGGUGCCACUUUGAAUGUUGCAAAACCCAAGAAGGGUCAAUCUGUAGCUGUCUUUGGAUUGGGUGCUGUCGGCCUUGCUGCUGCUGAAGGGGCUAGGAUUGCUGGGGCUUCAAGAAUCAUUGGUGUUGACCUGAACUCCAGUCGCUUCGAGGAAGCCAAGAAAUUUGGUGUCACUGAAUUUGUGAAUCCAAAAGAUCAUGACAAGCCCGUUCAACAGGUGCUUGUUGAGAUGACUGACGGAGGGGUGGAUCGGGCUGUUGAAUGUACUGGAAGCAUCCAGGCCAUGAUCUCAGCUUUUGAAUGCGUUCAUGAUGGUUGGGGUGUUGCAGUGCUUGUUGGAGUACCAAAUAAAGAUGAUUCAUUCAAGACUCAUCCUAUGAACCUGCUGAAUGAGAGGACUCUUAAGGGUACCUUCUUUGGCAACUACAAGCCCCGCACUGAUAUUCCAGAUGUCGUGGAAAAGUACAUGAACAAGGAGCUAGAACUCGAUAAAUUUAUCACUCACGCUGUCACUUUUUCGGAGAUCAACAAAGCGUUUGAGUACAUGCUGCAUGGGAAGUCUAUCCGGUGCAUUAUUCGCAUGGAUGCUUAAAACUCUUACAUUUUUUCUGUGCAUUGUUGUAAUUAGAAUAAGAUCUAAAGUAAUGUUCAUGUGAUUAUGCAGAGAGAACAAUCAGCUUUUCGUUACUUUUAUGUGGUUUUGAUGAAUAUUACUUGGGAAUAAAAUUUACAUAUGUUUUCCU